GAAAAAGAUGGAUGCUUUAGCAAUUCCACUGACCCCGAUUGUCCUACUACAAACCCUUUCGUUCCGUUUGUGCUAGCUGUCUACGCCCUGAUUGCAACGAUCUUUUUGAUCAAUUUUCUCAUUGCUAUUUUCAACGAUGUAAUUGCCGACGUUGAGGCAGCUGCCAUUGAGAUUUGGAAAUACGAUAGACUACUGCAGCUGAAUGAGUACAGCGCGCGCUUUAUUCUUCCUCCGCCAUUCACCUUCAUCGAGGGCUUCCUGAGGUUGUUUUGCUGUAUCUACGGAAAGGUAAGCGGCGUUACACGAGGCUCGCUAUCUAGGGGCAAAUUCACAGAUGACCCGGCGACAAAAGUGGACAAAGAAAUCACUGCGCGUCAUCAGGCCUUUGCCACAAUCGAAAGCCUGGCCAGAAUCGCCCUUUUGCAAGCUGAGGAGCAGGUCGUAGAGAAUUCCGUCCUAACUCGUCAUGAACGUAUGGAGACUAAGUGA
Molecule: messenger RNA, 489 nt
Organism: Dibothriocephalus latus
Lineage: Eukaryota; Metazoa; Platyhelminthes; Cestoda; Diphyllobothriidea; Diphyllobothriidae
Source: the annotation of a GenBank genome assembly